UAAACGCUUCUCAUUUCAGACUCGGCUGAAGGACGAGCGGUGUUACUGAGAAUAUUGUUAUUGAUCAGUUUUUUAAAAUGGCGUCUCCCACAUUACCUGAGGGAUUCAGUGAUUUCGACAUGUUUGUGUUUGGCUCGGUGCUGCUGGUUGGCGGUUUGCUUGGUUUCUUCCUGAACUUCAUAACUGUGUUGGCCUUCCUGAAUGUGAAGCAGAUCAGGACUCCCAGUAACUUCUUUGUCUUUAGUCUGGCGCUUGCUGAUCUCGGACUCAGCUGUAAUGGUCUGACAUCUGCCUACGCCAGUUACCUCAGAUACUGGCCGUUCGGUCCUGAGGGUUGCCAGAUCCACGCUUUUCAGGGACUUGUGUCCAUCUUGGCAGGAAUCAGUUUUCUCGGUGCUGUAGCGUGGGACCGAUAUCACAUGUACUGCACCAAGCAGAAGAUGUUUUGGAGCACGUCUCUGACCAUGAGCUCCAUCAUGUGGGGUUUGGCCACUCUGUGGGCUGCUCUGCCGUUACGCUUCAUCGGAUGGGGCGUGUUCGACUUCGAGCCCAUGAAUGUAGGCUGCACCCUCGACUACACCAGAGGAGACAGAGGUUACGUCACCUACACGCUGGCUCUCACCGUGCUGUACCUGGCUUUCCCUCUCCUCAUCAUGCACUCCUCCUACUCCUCCAUCUACGCUUAUUUCAAAAAGAUCCACAACUUCAAGUUUAACACAGGUCUACCUGUUAAAAUGCUGCUGCUCUGCUGGGGUCCGUACGUUAUCAUGUGUGUGUACGCCUGCUUCGAGAACACGAAGAUCUUAUCACCUAAACUCCGAAUGGUCCUUCCCGUUCUCGCUAAACUGUCUCCAAUCUUCAACGCUUUGCUGUACGCAUACAGUAACGAGUUUUACAGAGGAGGAAUCUGGCAGUUCCUGACAGGACAGAGACAGGUGGAGAAGAAGAAAUAAAAGUCACGUGUUUGGAAUCAUCAUGAUAAGUUUAACUCGGUGAAGACACAAGGCUACGUUUAGAGAACGGGUUUUAAUUCUAUAAUCUGAUUUAUUAUUGUUCUCACAUUCAUCUGCUGCAUCCGUGUGCGCAAUAAACCAGGAAGUGAAAAUAUCAGGGAUGUGGGCCGGGGCUGGAAUAUUGAAGAGGAGACAGAAGAAGAAGAAGAAGAAGAAGAAGAAGAAGAGCUGUUUUUAUACUCACACUCUGCCUUUAAGUCAAUAAAUGUGUACUGAUUUAUUAAAGCUUCAUUUUUUUCUUCUUUUUAAAAACAAUUCUACGCACUAAAAAAAAAUGUUUCCCAACGUUGGGUUAUUUUUAACUCAGUGCAUUGAGGAAGAUUCUCUACCUAACCUAUUGGGAUAAAAAUGACCCAACUGACUGCUGAGUUAUUAUUAUUAUUAUUAUUAUUAUUAUUAUUAUUAUUAUUAUUAUUAUAGGCAACAACUGGUAUGGAUUCUAUAAACUAUAACUUGGUCAAUGCCUCAUAUAGCAGCCCCGGUUUUACUGAGGUGCAGAAUCAUAAAAUGGAGAAAUCAGGUUUUUAACCCUUUCAACAGUCAAUUAAGGCUCUUUUUUAUAUUUAAGGAAAAAUAUAAAAUGUAAAUCAACUCC
Pangasianodon hypophthalmus (striped catfish) is the source of this 1608-nucleotide messenger RNA. RefSeq names its product retinal G protein coupled receptor b (gene rgrb). The record is from RefSeq and is a predicted model, not a curated record. Gene Ontology annotation, molecular function: G protein-coupled receptor activity. Bases 78 to 953 code for a protein of 291 amino acids. Lineage: Eukaryota; Metazoa; Chordata; Actinopteri; Siluriformes; Pangasiidae. Gene Ontology annotation, cellular component: membrane. The transcript is spliced from 7 exons. Gene Ontology annotation, biological process: phototransduction; visual perception; G protein-coupled receptor signaling pathway.